Theobroma cacao (cacao) is the source of this 1433-nucleotide messenger RNA. Its product is annotated as Phosphorylase superfamily protein. NCBI's taxonomy places the organism in Eukaryota, Viridiplantae, Streptophyta, Magnoliopsida, Malvales, Malvaceae. The record is from RefSeq and is a predicted model, not a curated record. Gene Ontology annotation, biological process: nucleoside metabolic process. Gene Ontology annotation, molecular function: catalytic activity.
CUUGACUUUCUAUUUAAUCAUGGAAAUAAUUUAAACCGUGGGAAUUCAGCAUUUUGUAUCCAAACAUGUAAGUCAGUAUAUGAAACGUGAAGCAUAUAUAUAUACAUAUAUUUCCAUGUUUAUGGAGAUGUGAAGCAUACAAAAGUGAGCGUUGACUCUGAAGAAAUGGUGUUGUGCUUGAGAAUGGUGUUGCUUCUGGUUGUUCUUGUUUUGGGGUUUGGUAGCAAUGGAGUCUAUGGUGCAGUUUCUUCUUCCACUUUGAGCAAGAUCAGUAGAAUAAACGAGGAGGGUCCAUACUUAGGUAUAAUAGUGCCAAAUUCCUUUGAGAUGAAUCCUCUCAUGCAAUCUGGUAGUUUUGUGGCCGAUCUCGAGCUUCCUUACUUGGAUUUUUCAGGGAGGAGGUUUCGAAUCGGGCGCUUGAAAAAUGAAAAGGUUAUUAUUGUCAUGACAGGGUUAAGCAUGCUAAAUGCAGGUAUAGCUACACAAUUGCUGCUCAGCCUAUUCAAGGUGAAAGGAGUUCUGCACUAUGGAGUAGCAGGAAAUGCAAAUCCUCAGCUUCAAAUUGGAGAUGUAACCAUCCCUCAAUAUUGGGCUCAUACAGGUCUUUGGAAUUGGCAGAGGUAUGGAGAUGGACCUGAGGAUGAGCUAGCUUUAGAAUCCAAUGGAGACUACACCAGAAAAAUCGGUUACCUUAAGUUUUCAGAUUACAACAAUGGCACAGAAUGCAGUAAGUCUUCAGAGAACCUCCUCAACAAUGUUUGGUAUCAGCCUGAAGAAAUAUUUCCAGUGAAUGGAAUUCCUGAGCAGAGGCAGCAUGCCUUUUGGGUUCCAGUCAACAAGCAUUACUUUGCCAUUGCAGAAAGAGUUCAGGGUUUGAGCCUUGGUAGAUGCGUUAAUACAACUUGCUUACCAAGAAAUCCAAUGGUGGUGAGAGUAAAAAGAGGGAUCAGCGCUAAUGUCUUUACGGACAAUAGAGCUUAUCGAGAAUUCUUAUACUCCAAGUUCAAUGCAACUGCAAUCGACAUGGAGACCGCUGCAAUUGCUCUGGUCUGUCACCAACAAAAGAUGCCUUUUAUUGCAUUUAGAUCCUUGUCUGAUUUAGCUGGCGGGGGUUCUGCCUUGUCAAAUGAAGCUGCUGUGUUUGCCACUUUGGCGGCCCAAAAUUCAGUCAGUGUUCUGCUUGGAUUCAUUUCCCUAUUGUCUUCAUGAGUAUAUGCACCUUUUCUUCUAAGACAUCCUGUUUGGAUUUUUAAAAUUCUAAUUUGGAUUUUGAUAGUUACUAGUACAAUUAUGUAAGUUCCAACACCCUUGUGAGCGUUGGGUCUCAUUUGUAUUUGAUAACAUUGGUUUGAAACGCUAGUUUUUCAUAUUUCCUUUUGCUUAGACCUGUUUGCAUGAAUAAUUAUGAACAUCUAGCUGAAGCUUUUCUAGAA